AUGGCGGCGACAUUAGGCAGAGACCAGUAUGUGUACAUGGCGAAGCUCGCCGAGCAGGCGGAGCGUUACGAGGAGAUGGUCCAGUUCAUGGAGCAGCUCGUUACAGGCGCCACUCCGGCGGAGGAGCUCACCGUGGAGGAGAGGAACCUCCUGUCAGUAGCGUACAAGAACGUGAUCGGAUCUCUACGCGCCGCCUGGAGGAUCGUGUCCUCGAUUGAGCAGAAGGAAGAGAGCCGGAAGAACGAGGAGCACGUGACGCUCGUCAAGGAUUACAGAUCUAAGGUGGAGGCUGAGCUCUCCUCCGUCUGCUCCGGGAUCCUCAGGCUCCUUGACUCGCAUCUGAUCCCGUCCGCCGCUGCGAGCGAGUCUAAGGUCUUUUACCUGAAGAUGAAGGGAGACUACCAUCGCUACAUGGCGGAGUUUAAGUCUGGAGACGAGAGGAAAGCUGCUGCGGAAGAUACCAUGCUCGCUUACAAGGCAGCUCAGGAUAUCGCAGCUGCUGAUAUGGCGCCUACUCAUCCAAUCAGGCUUGGUCUGGCCCUAAAUUUCUCGGUGUUCUACUAUGAGAUCCUCAAUUCUUCAGACAAGGCUUGUAACAUGGCCAAACAGGGAAUUGACCACUGGUUGACUUUUCCUGAUGUAUCUUAUCUUUCUCAAGAUGUUUUGUUGGGAAAAGGAACUGUUUUUUGCUCAAUUGUGCUUCAGUUUGACUCUGUGAUGAACAAGAUCCAUGCUUUUGAAGAAGCCAUAGCUGAGCUUGACACACUGGGAGAGGAGUCCUACAAAGACAGCACUCUCAUAAUGCAGUUGCUGAGGGACAAUCUAACCCUUUGGACCUCCGAUAUGCAGGAGCAGAUGGACGAGGCCUGA
Molecule: messenger RNA, 870 nt
Organism: Thlaspi arvense
Lineage: Eukaryota; Viridiplantae; Streptophyta; Magnoliopsida; Brassicales; Brassicaceae
Source: the annotation of a GenBank genome assembly